AUGGUAGAAAAUUUCUUAACCAGACUCGCAUCGAAAAAAGUUGCUCCAGUACCACCAGCACCCAAGGAUCCAUCAAAAAAGAAAAAGAAGAAGCCGGGAACAGGCAAAAGGGGGAAAAGCAAGAAGCUGUCCGACUUCCUAAUUGAGCAAAAGACUCAGACUCUGGAUGAGACCUUCGAGCAGUCUACUAGGCCGCAGCUGAAGCCGAAGGCAGUGCCUAAGCGUCAAGGUGGAAAAGGCUUUGAUAUCACGAUUAGUCCUGACAAGACUCAAGCAACAAUGGAGGAGCCCGUGCCUGUGAAGAAGGGAAAUGUUCAGGUAACUGUACCCGAGAAGAGCAAGAUCCGACAGGCCGGCCAGGAUUUCCAUGAGCGGGCGCUGAAGGAUUUUGAGGAAGAGCUGACGGAUGAUUGGAUGAAGGAUUUGGACGAGAAUAGGAAGAGCAAGAAGAAUAAGGUCAUCGGAGAGGGGAAGUUGAAGUGAUUGGGGAUGGUUGACUGGUUCGUGAUUUGAUACAAUGAAGCUAAUUGGAUUUUAUUUAUUCUUUUCUUUGAAUAAAAUCUGUGUUUUGUCAGUUUCA
Caenorhabditis elegans is the source of this 580-nucleotide messenger RNA. It is a transcript of the gene T02G6.3, whose product is annotated as Stm1_N domain-containing protein. The coding region runs from base 1 to 483 and encodes 160 amino acids. NCBI's taxonomy places the organism in Eukaryota, Metazoa, Nematoda, Chromadorea, Rhabditida, Rhabditidae. The transcript has 3 exons. The record is from RefSeq and is marked reviewed.